GGGCGCCCCUGUUUCAGCUCAUUAGUUUGUUGGUGUCUGCUAUGUGAAGUGGUGUCUAUCAGGACCUCGCCUGUGUGUUCCUCGCCAUUGUAGGAUAUCUGAUUUUGAAAAGUGAUGCUUCAUUCCGGAUAAAAGAGGAACUUUUUACUGAUGAAGUCACUAUACAUUUAUGCUACUGAUGUGUAACUCUGAAACAUUAAAAUUGACUAUCCUUGUGGGCGAUUGAGACGUGACCAAGGUGUCAAAGGUAUUCGGAGCUUUUAUGCCCUUUUGUGUCAUACAAGUGGAAGAGCAGUACUGCCAAAAUUGGAAAAGGAAACUUUCAGUUCGUAUAUUACAGUUCUUAAGAGUACGGCGUGACUCGACUUUGCCUAGCAAUAAGAUUACAUCGCUACGCAAAUUGACAGCCUGUUGAUAAGUGAAUUUUACACCUGGACAUUCACUUUUCUGAAUAAAAUGCCUGAAAACUUUGGCAGGUUUGGUCAAGAGGAUGAACUCUUCGAUUUUGGCAAUGGUUUCCCAGAUGACCCUUGUGACGUAGACAUAUUGAAGCUGCCAAUUGACGAUGACGGGAAUGUUCUCUCGGCCGAUGACUUCUUCCGUAAGAUAAUGGACGAAACGAAAACUGACAUAAGGUACCCCAAAUUCAUGAAAGUAGGGGCGAAGAAUAAAAAGGACCCUCAUGUGCGGGUGGUUGGUGAGCCUGAGGCAGUUCGCAUUGCUGGAGCAAUGGUUCGACAUGAAUUGGAACCCCACAGUAAAGUGACCAUGAAACUUGACGUGUCUUGGGUACAUCAUUCUCAUCUCAUCGGCAAAGGUGGCAACACCAUCCAACCUAUUGUAAAACGUACAGGUGUGAGCAUUCAUUUUCCAGAUGGCAACAAAAACAGUGAGGUGAGGAAGAGCAAUCUGGUAUCCAUAAAUGGCCGGGGUGAUGAUUUGUCAGGCUUGGAAGAAGCCAGGGCAUGUAUAAGAAAUUUAACACCUCUAGUGUUCACUUUCUCUCUCUCUGCUAGUGCUCAAUUCAUCAACAUAUCAGAUCCCAGUUUGCUCAUACAACAACUGCAAAAUACAUAUAAUGUGCAAGUUGAUCUGAAAGUAACAGAUGAUCUUACUCCCAUGAUUGUGGGGUCAGUGAGGGGAGACGAGUUGGAUGCGGUUCGUGUAAAGGAAGCCACCCUUUGUAUUUUACAAGCAUAUUGUGAUACAUUAGCUAAACAAAUGCCUGUUCAGAUGAGCUUGGAGAUUUCUCCACAACAUCAUAAUUUUGUUUUAGGACGUAAUAAUGAAACUUUGAAACGUAUUAUGCAGCGCACAGCUACAAAAAUCACAUUCCCUGAUACAAGUGACAUGAAUGUGCAUCCCCUGAGGAAGUCUACAGUUGUAAUUAGUGGUGCGAUAGACAAUGUAUAUUUAGCUCGACAAAAUAUCCUUGGUGCCUUGCCUCUUGUUCUUAUGUUUGAACUUAUGCCUGAACAAGAAGUGGAUGUAGGUGAUAUACCUAGGAUAAUGCAGAAUUAUGAUGUAAAUAUCACUAUUAAGAAUAAGAGAUUGGACGGCCGAAGAUUAGUUGUAAUUAAGGGAGCUGAGAAAAAUGCAGAUAACAUAUAUGAAGCCUGGCGCAUUGUUGUAAAGGCUGAGAAGGAACCCCCAAAGGCUCGAAUUCCUGCAAACUACCAUAUUUCUGAAGCUGCCCCUUUAUAUGGACUUAGCAUGACACUAGCAGAUCUGAACCUUGGCCAUUGGUUAGGUGGCAGUGGAAACAGUUCUCCAACCAGUACCCCGGCACCCUCACAAUUGCAUUCCAGCUCUCACUGGGGCGUAGUCCCUCCACCUUCAAGUAGCCAAGUUCCCUCUCCUCUUCCUCGCUCUCAGUAUAAUUCCCUUGCCCUAGAUCCUAAUACCCCUUACUACACAAACAAUUAUCUUCGUAAUGGUGCUCUUGAUGGCUAUAACAACAACUGCAUCUUAUCCAAGUCUUCGGGAAAGGGAAACUUCACUUCUGGAAUGAACCUCAAUUCUUUUAUCACAGGAAUGACACUUUCCAGUAGUGCAGAUGUAUCUUGUGGCACCAGUAGUAACAGCGGGAGCUCCAUGUCUUCUCCAGCACCAUCACCUAGAGACCCUUCCCCUGACCAAAUCAUGGGAAGCCAAAGUGCCUUACAGUAUGGGGAACUAGAUUCGACUUCAAAAAUAGGUAUCAAAGCUCUCUCUGUGAUGAUGACCGACAUUGAACGCCGUGCUCCAGGCUGUGAAAAGAAGCGUUUGGAAUUGGAGCAUCAGAAGUUGACAUCUCUUUCAGAUUACAACUCCAAGAAGCUCCAAGCUGCAAAGGCUAUGAAGGAACAAGUGAACACCAACCCAAGGACCCCAACCUCGAGCUGGUCAGGAUAUGGUUUCAGCAAGAGCAUGCCAGGAUUCAUGAUUCGUCAGAAGUUGCAAGAGAGCAGGCUUCAAAAGAGUAGUCAUAAGGGAGAACUGGAAAGCUGGGAUGGAUGGCAGUCAACAGAAGGAGAGAAAUCGGACUUUACAUCACAUCAAGGACUUUCCAAUAUACCUUAUUCUUCUCACUUAACACAGCAGAUCAGUGCAAACCUUGGGAAUAGUGAUGGCAGUUUGGCUUUGCAGAGGCCACUUGUUAGUCUCUCGGCAAGCAACUUCAUUGACUGUGUUUUACCUCGCCCCUGCAAAACCACAGGCUCUCCCAGUCAAAGGGAUAUAACAUCAAUACUCACAGACAUACAGCUUGAGCAGUAUAUUGAUGUAUUUGCUGCUCAAGAAGUUGACCUUGAUAUGUUCUUGACUUUAAAUGACACUGACCUCAAGGAACUUGGAAUAAAGAUAUUUGGACAUCGCAAGCGUAUUUUAAUGGUUAUAAAAGAUUUAGCAAGUAAGAAGCCCUUUUAUGGUGUAAACAUGACCCAAAUGGACCACCCAGCCGUUCUGAGGGAGGGAUCAUCCUCUACCUGGGACUGAUUAAAUGUAUUGCAAUGAAAUUUCAGUGCUACGUAUUGAAAUGUAAUGCUUUCCUUCUGUAAUUUUUUUUAUUACAUUAUUUUACUGCAUGGUGUUGACUUUGUUAACAAGUUGGUUGACUAGAGAUUUUUUGGGGAUGAGUAUAUGGUCAUUGUUAUGAUAGACAAUUAACCGUAACCAAAAUAUUUGUCUGCAAUUGAAUGCUCCACAAGUUUUGACAUAAUUUGCCUUACUGUAGUGCUGUACUUGGAGCAAAUCCUAUUUAAGCAUUUUACUAAAUGAAUGAUGUUGAAUGAAAGCAUUGUUGUUAAUUUAGGUAUUGUCCAUUCUUUAUUAUGUCUAGUGAUGACACAAUUGUUCCAAUUGUCAUAGUCUUUUUGCGUAAUGUGUUGUAGAUUUACUUCCAGACU
Molecule: messenger RNA, 3386 nt
Organism: Macrobrachium nipponense
Lineage: Eukaryota; Metazoa; Arthropoda; Malacostraca; Decapoda; Palaemonidae
Product: protein bicaudal C homolog 1-B-like
Exons: 20
Coding region: 457-2976 (839 amino acids)
Cellular component (GO): cytoplasm
Molecular function (GO): protein binding; RNA binding
Source: RefSeq, a predicted model, not a curated record